AUGUCUUCAGAGGUCCAAACUGUCCAUCCCGGUCUCGCCGCAUCGGUGCAUGCGCCCACUGCCGGCUCUGGCUCUGGUGGGAAACGCCCAGAUCGCCGGGAUGGUGAUCGGCGUCCCCCUGACCGUGGCCCAGGCAAGGUGACGAAGAAGAAGAAGGGGAAGAAGUGGUGCCUGGGUUGCAAAAAAUGGGGACACACACUGGACAAGUGUCGUGUCUACGGCAAUGUUCUCAGCAACCUUGCUCUCUCAACGACAAGGACCAUCGCUGCUGCCCGUAGCGGUGGUCGGAACAGGGUCCUCGCUACUGGAGGUAGCCGCCCUCAGGUCGGUGGUCGCCAUCCCCUGGGCCCGCGUCAGGAGCGCCCUCGUAUGAACGGCCUCAACUCGAGGGAACGUCGCGAGGCACAGCGGCUGGCAGCAGGGCUGUGGCGGCCACAGCAGCCACAGCAGCAGACGCAGGAGCAGCAGCAGACGUAG
Aspergillus novofumigatus IBT 16806 is the source of this 477-nucleotide messenger RNA. RefSeq lists its product as uncharacterized. The transcript is spliced from 3 exons. NCBI's taxonomy places the organism in Eukaryota, Fungi, Ascomycota, Eurotiomycetes, Eurotiales, Aspergillaceae. The record is from RefSeq and is a predicted model, not a curated record. The coding region runs from base 1 to 477 and encodes 158 amino acids.